Impatiens glandulifera is the source of this 2064-nucleotide messenger RNA. Its product is annotated as probable protein phosphatase 2C 38. Gene Ontology annotation, molecular function: protein serine/threonine phosphatase activity; cation binding. Lineage: Eukaryota; Viridiplantae; Streptophyta; Magnoliopsida; Ericales; Balsaminaceae. Gene Ontology annotation, biological process: protein dephosphorylation. The transcript has 5 exons. The record is from RefSeq and is a predicted model, not a curated record. Bases 522 to 1670 code for a protein of 382 amino acids.
UUAGUCAAAGUCAAAAUCUGUAAAAGCAAUUAGAACGGAAUAAAUUGGUGAGGGAUCAAACAAAUCGAAGAGAUCUCCAAAUCAGAGAGAAGGGGAGGGCCUAAAAAGCCCAUUUCUUCUUACAUGUUCUUCGUUUGAUCGCUUCCGCCUUCAAUUUCUUCUUUCUUUUCAACGAAGGAAGACCAACGCUAUAUAUUUUACUCCCACCACAUCUCUCUCUCUCUCUCUCUCUCCAUCCAUGUAGAUCUACCUGUUUCAAUUGCCGAAAAAUCCAAAAUUUUGGAUCAAAACAACUAAUUUGUGUAACCCUUAUCGACGCCAUUCCUAAGGGAGGAAGAUAAGAUUGGGGUUUUUCUUUUUUUCAUCAACGAUUGCCUGGUUUCUUCUGAUUCAAUAAACUGGGGUUUACAAUUACAAAUGAAAAGAUUGGGUAGAGGCAAAGCUUAGGGUUUGAAGUUCUGAUUUUAGUAGUGAAAUAUAUUUAUGUUUUUGGUUCACUUUGGCGGAUGAUGUUGUGAGAGAUGAACUCAUUAAGAAGAUUCAUUGUCCCUUGUUUCAAGCCGUCUUCUGAGGAUGAAGGUGAGGGGAGUAAUAGAGGAAGGGGUGAUGUUAACGGUCAAAAUGAUGGGUUGUGGUGGUACAAAGAUGUAGGUCGCCAUGUAAAUGGGGUGUUUUCCAUGGCAGCAAUUCAAGCUAACAAUGUAUUGGAAGACCAGUGUCAACUUGAGUCAGGUCCACUGAGUUCUACUGAAUGGGGUCCUCAAGGUACAUUUGUUGGGAUCUAUGAUGGCCAUGGAGGUCCUGAAGCUGCUAGGUUUGUCAAUGAACAUCUAUUCAACCAUCUUAAGAAAUUUACAUCAGAGAGUCAAGGAAUGUCACCUGAAGUUAUAAUCAAAUCCUUCUUGGCUACAGAAGAGGAUUUCCUUUCAUUAGUGAGGUCACAAUGGCUAAGAAUGCCAAAAAUUGCUUCUGCAGGAACAUGUUGUUUGGUGGGCAUAAUUUGUGAGGGAAUGUUAUAUAUUGCAAAUGCUGGUGAUUCUCGAGCUGUAUUAGGAAGAUUGGAAUCGUCAGCAGAUGAGGUUAAAGCUAUUCAAUUAUCAUAUGAGCACAAUGCAAGUUCACCAUCAGUGAGAGAGGAACUGCGGUUGCUGCAUCCUGAUGAUCCUGAUGUUGUUGUCUUAAAACAUAAUGUUUGGCGUGUCAGAGGUAUUAUUCAGGUUUCAAGAUCAAUUGGCGAUUCUUAUUUGAAGAGUAUAGAAUUUAACCAAGAACCACUUCUUCCAAAGUUCAGAUUGCGGGAAUCAUUCGACAAACCAAUCCUGAAAGCUGAACCAUCUGUACUAGUCCAGAAAAUUCACCCGGGGGAUCAGUUUCUUAUAUUUGCGUCAGAUGGUUUGUGGGAACAUCUCAGCAAUAAAGAAGCAGUUGAUAUUGUAAACAGCUAUCCACACAAAGGUAUUGCAAGGAGGCUCAUUAAAGCCGCACUUCAUGAAGCUGCAAAGAAAAGAGAAAUGAGAUAUUCAGACCUGGAAAGGAUCGACAAAGGGGUGAGAAGGCAUUUUCAUGAUGACAUUACUGUUAUAGUCUUGUUUAUCGAUUCGAAUCAAAGCAGCCGUGGUUUAUAUCGGGACCCAGCAGUUUCAAUAAAAGGUAGUCGAGGUGUUACUUGAACAACAUCAUUUCAGAAGUAAAAUGGUUUUAACAUACUUCACUCGAGAGAUGCCCCUUUCACAUUUCUCUCCCAACAGUAAUAGUUUCACUUCCCUUUUAAUUUUUUUUUAUUAUUUUAUUUUAUGCCCAAACGAUGAAUCUGAGUUAAAACAACAAAUAGCUGACAGUCCCCCGAUAAUGUUGGUAUGAGUGUUAGAGUUGAUGAUUGAGCCAAGAGUGCAGGCCAUACAAAACUCCCAUGGCUCAGCUCCUUCCUGGCCCAUGAAACUGGAAGACUUAACAUACCAUUUUGAAAGUACUAGUAAUGAAUUGCAAACUGGAAUGAAUAUGAAUCAAGAUGUUGAAAUCUGCCAUUAAAAGGACCCAUGCUUUGUGGUUUACAUUCUGUUUUAA